AUGCGCGACUCUGUCAAGCUCCACAAUCGCAAGACUGCCAAAGGCGCUGCACGCGGCGGUCGAAUGUGGCCGGGAAAGACCAAGCCGUUGAAGUCAGUCACUUCGAACAAAAUUCACGCAGCGGUGUUCCCGCACAUGCGUGUUCCAAUUCAUAUGCGCAAGCAGCAAACCAAGAAAGGACACCCUGGCUAUGGAUCCAUCACUUCCAACCUACGUACUGAGGAUGUGCCUGUCAUGCAAGUUCAAUGUCCCAUGCCUGGCGGCACUUCGGUCACGGUGCAGACUGAUCCGGUUGAAAAGAUCACCUGGGGCCCAAUCUCCCGCGUCGAAGCUAGUGGCCAUGCAAAAGACCUGGUCAAAGAAUUGCGCAAGGCUGUCAAGGCUGCGGAGAAAGACAAGGCCAAAGCUGAAGACAACAAGGACAAUGGGAGUGAGUCUGACGGAGAAGCGACAAGCAAACCUACCAAGUUGCCUAAGAAGAACGAGUCGACGAUUGAGGUCAAGCAUGACGACAAGCCUACUGGUGAAGGUGAAAUCACAGAGCAUGGUGUCACGCCUGAGACUGCGUCCAUUGCCGACACUGACGUUACCAACAACAGCAUGGCUGUUCCUACUCGUUGUGGAUUCCGAGCCCCUCCAGUAACCCCUGGAGAACAUGUUGUUCUCGGAUCUCCAUCUACUGAAGCUGCCUUAUCCAUGCCGACUCUCCCCAUGAUGCACCAUAUUGCAGAUACCAAGUUGGUUGAACACUUUCGCCUGCAGCACGCCAAGAACCCGGAGGCUUUUGAGGAAGAAACUUCGGCAAUCAGACAAGGGCUCAUUGAUGCGAAAGUCAAUCGAGGCGGAAUUCCCAUCUUGCUGAGAGAAGAGUACACGGUCGAGUUGGCAAGCCGCGAAGGUGCAGAGAUUGCUGAGAAAUGGGCGAAAGGCCAGGCCAAGAGCUGGGAGCAUCCUAGUCUGCGCAGUCGUGGCAACAGUCUCAAGAGCCAGCCCAGUUCUGGCAGCUUGAAGGCGCGUGUCGGCGAUGUUGAAGGCACUGCACCCAACCCCAGCGCUGUGAAGAAGGAAAAUCGCGAUUGGCGGUUCGUCGUCUGUCCUGCGCCACACCCUUCUCCAGCUUCAACUUUGCCAGAAACAGAACACGACAUGGCAGGUCCGACAUUGGAACUCCCGCCUCCAAUCCUGGAGCACGAACCGUCUAAAGACAAGCUCAGCACUGAAGACGGCAAGCCGUCUACCAGCAAGAGCGACUCAAAGCCUAAAGAAACCAUCAAAGAAAUCAAGAAGGCAUUGUCUCGCCUCAAUGUCGCUGACAACGUCUCCAAGAUCACGACCUACGGUACUGUCCGCCACCAGUCUUCUGUCAAGCGCGAAGUCGGCGAUCACGGCGAGAAGCGCACCGUGAAGACAUGGAUCGAAAUCACCGAAGUGUAUGAGGUGCCGAAACCACAGACACUGACUGUCAAGGACAUUGUUGCGGCGGUGGAACAGGAAGCCAGAGACAUGCAUGUGGGUAAGGGCGAACCGGAGCGUCAUGACCGCGGCGAUGAGGGUGAGAGCGACAACGACCUUGGCGAGAAAGAUACCGCGAGCAUGAAGAAGGAGAAGAAAGGGAAGACGAAGACUUCCAGCGACGAAUCGUCAGGCUCUCCCUCGGAUACCUCUUCUUCCUCCGACAGCUUCCAGUCCGAUGGCGCGUCUGACCAAGAGUCUGACGACGGUGUGGGUAACAAUGUCUACCACGAUCCCAACGAGGCCGGUGUCGCGGCUGUGUUUCGCUCCCUUUGCCGCCUUGGAGAAGAUCUCGACGCUGGAAAUCUUGCACGCAUCUCCAAUGACUUCGGUGCAUUGAUUGCUGGAUUGCAAGGCGAGGGAAGUUUCAACAUUACUAUGGAUGGUGCAGGGCUGCACGCAUGGUGA
Cladophialophora yegresii CBS 114405 is the source of this 1920-nucleotide messenger RNA. RefSeq lists its product as uncharacterized. The transcript has a single exon. NCBI's taxonomy places the organism in Eukaryota, Fungi, Ascomycota, Eurotiomycetes, Chaetothyriales, Herpotrichiellaceae. The record is from RefSeq and is a predicted model, not a curated record. Bases 1 to 1920 code for a protein of 639 amino acids.